CUAAACCCACCACAGUACAAUCAGUCUGUAUAUGCAGUAAAGCAUGCUUGUUAUACUCACUGUGGAGCCUAAGGGGUUAAUCCUCUGUAUUAUGUAAAAAGGCUGUUUGAUCCUGUCUUCUCUGAUCCCCUUCUUCUAAUGUCCCCAAUCCAUUGCCUGAUAGAACAGAGCCCUGGGGGCAAGCUGCACAUGCUCAGUGUAGUGUAUAUUGCUAGAGAGGUUUUUGAGGGGGGGGUUCUCUUGGAGGACAAAGAGCCAAUCAGCACUGUCUAGACAGAUGGUCAGGUGUUAUGCAGCC
Staurois parvus is the source of this 298-nucleotide messenger RNA. The record is from the annotation of a GenBank genome assembly. NCBI's taxonomy places the organism in Eukaryota, Metazoa, Chordata, Amphibia, Anura, Ranidae.